CAAAGAAGGGAUGUCUUACGUAAACUAAUGUAUAUAUUCUCUGCCCGUCUGUCUGUGAGGCAUACCUACUUCUAAGUUUUCAGUGAACACACACAAUCAUUCCAGCAACUAGUAAGAUGUACGCGAAACUCGCUCUCGUAUCCCUUGUCCUCGCCGCCGUGGUGGCGACCCCUGUGCCCGGUGGUCAUGGUCACCACAAACACGUGACCAUCCACGUCCCCUACAAGGUCCACACCAUCCACCACCACCACGUCUCCAAAGUCCACGUGCCCGUCGUCAAAGAGGUCCCCGUGAUCAAGGAGGUCCCCGUCUACAACUACAAGGAGGUGCACGUGCCAGUUAUCAAGCACGUGCCUUAUCCGGUGGAGAAGAAGGUGGUGGUGGAGAAGAUUGUGCACGUGCCAGUGCACCAUCAUGAGGAGCACAAGUGGGAGGCGCCCAAGGGGUGGGAGAGCGAGGCGCUGUCGCACGGCUGGAACUGAUUGAGUUGCCAGUGUAUUAGUAGAAAUAGGU
Molecule: messenger RNA, 513 nt
Organism: Cydia fagiglandana
Lineage: Eukaryota; Metazoa; Arthropoda; Insecta; Lepidoptera; Tortricidae
Exons: 3
Coding region: 117-482 (121 amino acids)
Source: RefSeq, a predicted model, not a curated record